This is a messenger RNA of Python bivittatus (Burmese python), 1584 nucleotides long. RefSeq names its product lin-7 cell polarity scaffold B (gene LIN7B). The record is from RefSeq and is a predicted model, not a curated record. Gene Ontology annotation, molecular function: protein binding. NCBI's taxonomy places the organism in Eukaryota, Metazoa, Chordata, Lepidosauria, Squamata, Pythonidae.
AUGCCUACAAAAUAAAAGCCUUGCUUGCUUUGAUGUCACGGGGCAGGCACGAUGGGUAUAUUUUGCUUAUGUAAAGAUUCAUCCAGUGAUUCCAGGCACGUUCAACGAUGGAGUCCAUUUUACGUUUGCUGGAAAAAUCGGCACCUGCUGCUUAUGCAUCGUCGGCUCUAAGCCAAAUUGCGGAGGAGGCGUAGGUUUGGCUUAAACUGGUGGCCCUUUGCUUCUCUGAGCUCGAACUUCCAUCUAAGAGCUGCAGGACUUCGUAACUCCAUUCUUUUUUUUCUUUUUUGGGGGGGGGCAACGGAAGAGGCUCCUACCUGGCUUGAGCAGCGCCCGGGAAGCGGGGCCUUAGCACACGUGCCCAGGCAGACACGCGCACCAGUAGCCCGGGGGCAGGGCUGCGUGCCGGCUUGCAAAAUCCUACACGCAUUUCCCACCCUUCCGCUUUGACGUGCGAGGCGGCGGUGGGGUUCUCGGGCGUGAAGAUGGCAGCGCUGGCGGAGCCUCUGGGGCUGGAGCGAGAUGUGGCUCGGGCGGUCGAAUUGCUGGAGCGGCUGCAGCGCAGUGGGGAGGUGCCCCCCCAGAAAUUGCAAGCCCUUCAGAGGGUGCUACAGAGCAAAUUCUGCUGUGCCAUACGGGAGGUUUACGAGCAGCUGUAUGACACUCUGGAUAUCUCGGGAAGUCCUGAAAUUCGGGCACAUGCCACUGCUAAGGCAACAGUGGCGGCCUUUGCAGCCAGUGAGGGCCACGCGCACCCCCGGGUGGUGGAGCUGCCGAAGACAGAUGAGGGCCUGGGCUUUAACAUCAUGGGGGGCAAGGAGCAGAACUCCCCCAUCUAUAUUUCCCGCAUCAUCCCAGGGGGUGUUGCUGAUCGCCAUGGUGGGCUGAAGCGUGGAGAUCAACUGCUGUCUGUCAAUGGUGUGAGUGUGGAGGGUGAGCAACAUGAACGGGCAGUGGAGCUUCUGAAAGCAGCACAAGGCACAGUGAAACUGGUUGUGCGCUACACACCCAAAGUACUUGAGGAGAUGGAGGCGCGCUUUGAGAAGAUGAGGACAGCGCGACGCCGGCAGCAACACAACAGUUACUCAUCCUUGGAGUCACGAGGAUAAAUUUGCACAACAGUUGAUUGGGCAGCUGACGACCCUGAUCCACCCUCCUUACCCUUUGGAAUGGUUUUAUCUGUAUAGCGGAGACAUAUUUAUCUAGUUCCCUCCCCUUUGUUGGGAGGUGGGCUUCAGUGUACAGUAUUUAUUCUUCACAUUCCUCUUAUUUAAAAAGAUGUUUGGUGUAAACAAUGGUAUGUAUUUGUGCAAGCCCCUAUCCUUUGUGAAGCUGGAGACAAUAGUUACAGAACUACCAAGAGAAUCAUCCUGGCCUCUGAUGUACAGAGCUAUGAAAGAGAAAGAUAUUCUUCCAUGAGAUAACCUGAGAGGUCUUUUCACCAUUGUAGGUGAAGAACCUCCAUUUAUCCAAUCUCUUCCCCAUCUCCAGACACCAUUGCUGCACUUUUGGUGUAGGAACAGUUUAUUAUGUUAAAUAAGCAGCCCUAGUGAGAUGUAAUUCUAGAUAAAGCAUUAGACAUGG